AUUAAACGUUUUUUACAUAGUGUAAUCUCACGUGAGAUUACAAUUUUAUAUUUGCUACCGUGCAGUCUCUGACACUGAUCAACGUACUGGUAGAACCUUUCAAGAGUUGUGAUGCCAUCAGAGACGGUUUGGAAAUUCUUCGUAUAAUAGAAAGUGCUAUGCAUGGGUGGUUGAAUAUCGUUUUCCCGCGAAUUUACAUAAGAAAGCUUGCCAUUAAUAUCAACUAUGCAAUCGACGACUGGUCAUCUCCAUCUAUGAAAAAAGAAUCGCACGUAGUGAUGACAACGUAUGCACGUGUAGGACGUUUGAUCGCUCUGAUUCAACUGAUUGCUGGAAUAAUAUCAGGCAUCGUGUGGUACGGAUCCGUCUUCCUCAGCAAUAAGCAAGAGGCUGCAAAUAUUGAUAAUGGCACGGUGACUACAUGGAAUUUUGUUCUUCCAUCAACGUGUCUGUACAAAGGAGUUUCAUAUUCCACAUACAAAAUACUGUUUUUGAUGCAAGUAGUACAAGGGUUUCUGAUAUUAAUAUCAGAAUGUGCUUGCGAUAGUUUCUUCUUCAGUAUCACCAUGCAUUUAUGCGGUCAGUUAGAGCUUCUGAGGAUUCAGUUUCUGGAGAUUAGUAAAAGAUAUAAAGAAAAAUGUCAUGGAAAUAUUCUAAGACCAUUGGUCAAAAGACAUUGCCAGCUGAUAGCAUUGUCUAAAAAUAUUGAAGAUGCUUUUAAUAUCAACAUUUUAAUACGCCUUUUAAUAAUUAGCAUAGUUAUUGCAGCUUCAGGAGUAGGAGUUAUCUUGGCCCUCAAGCAACAAAAUUACAAAGAAAUGAUGAAAAUGUUAAUCCCCAUUCAAUUUUAUAUAAUACAAACCCUUUUGUAUACGUAUGCCGGUGAUAUUUUGCAGACUCGAAGCGAAUCUAUUGUUUACGCCAUAUACAGCUCCACGUGGCAUAAAAUGUCACCUAUCAUGACGAAGGAUUUAAAAUUCAUCAUGAUGAAAAUGCAGACUCCUCUUCGAAUAAGUGCCGGAAAAUUUUUCUAUCUAACACGAAACACUAUGACGGAUAUCUUGAAAACUACCUUAACAUAUAUGUCGUUCUUACAGGUGUCAUUAAAUACAUAAAAGAUUUUCUCAAUAAUUCCUAUGUU
Molecule: messenger RNA, 1141 nt
Organism: Monomorium pharaonis (pharaoh ant)
Lineage: Eukaryota; Metazoa; Arthropoda; Insecta; Hymenoptera; Formicidae
Product: odorant receptor 94a
Exons: 3
Coding region: 159-1115 (318 amino acids)
Biological process (GO): detection of chemical stimulus involved in sensory perception of smell; sensory perception of smell
Cellular component (GO): plasma membrane
Molecular function (GO): olfactory receptor activity; odorant binding
Source: RefSeq, a predicted model, not a curated record